Mesorhabditis spiculigera is the source of this 1977-nucleotide messenger RNA. NCBI's taxonomy places the organism in Eukaryota, Metazoa, Nematoda, Chromadorea, Rhabditida, Rhabditidae. The record is from the annotation of a GenBank genome assembly.
AUGGCACACUGCGGCCCGGCACUCGACCAAUGGGAUGAUGAGCUGCAGAGGGCUGAGUGCAAAAACUUGGGCGAAAACAACAAAAACUUCGUCAAUUGCUCCAAUUUCCACGUCUACGCAUUUUUCAUGAUGGACCCCGAGACGCGCCGCGAAGGGUUCUCACAAAUUAUCGAGCUUCUCGAAGAUCUCAUGUACAGUUGUGCCACCCAGAAUCGAAUAUUUCAAAAUACUACCGAUGAUGGGAAGUAUCCAGAAAACCGUUUCACCUUUAUGUCUGCCACCACUUCCUCGUGGACGUGUAAUAUCUCUGAUUGUGAUCUCCAGAGCCAGAUCUCAAUGGAUAAUUCGAAAUAUCCGCCUAGCUCCGAUAUCGAUAUUUUUACCGAAAUCAAAAUCGCGAUCGAUAGAGACGCGAAAGUCGCGCCGGCCAACCAAGCCACCGUCAUGUACAUAAUUUCAAAUAUUCAACCAGACGACUUUGUCCAUUACACAAAUAUUAGCUACGCGGUUAGUCAUCAGACUGGAAUCGGACACGAAAUCCAGAGGCUCAAGACACCUAUACGGCUUCUGUGGUUUCUGCGAGAUUCCAAUGCUACAGACACAUUUAAUGGAAUUCGUAAGGAAGCCGAUGGGUGGUUUGAAGACGCUUCUAUCAUCGAUUCCAAACAAUUCCCCAAUCUAAUUAAUGAAAUGUAUGUGUGCCCGGUAAAUGGAACUUAUUUUCUACCGACGCCUACAACUACCCUACCAACAACACAAACAACCCCACGAAAGCCAAGGGAUCCGGAUGCCAAUGAUGACUUUCUCAAAUGGCUACUCCCACUCAUCAUCAUACUUCUAGCAUUUUUAAUUUUUCUCUGCCUGGCGGCCAGGUGGAAGUUUUGCCCGAUGUGGCAGCCCCAUCUUCCAUUCUACAGUAAGAAGCAGCACCUGGAACGGCAUUCGCUGAGUUUGCAUGAUCAGAUUCGAUCAGCCACGCUGCAAUCAGCGAGCAGUUUGGCCGGAAUUACAGCGGUUGUAAGCCGAAGUCGAAGUGGAACCAACACAGCUUUGGACCCAUGGGAAAUCAGCUCUGAACGGGUAUUCGUAACCCAAGAAAGACUCGGACAUGGCGCAUCGUCUGAAGUUGUAAAAGCCAUCCUAAAAGGACGGCCAGCAAUUCGAGACAAAGGAUUUCCACUACAGCUAGUACUAUCCUACAAAGACGGCAGCAAUGUCGUAGCAGCCAAAUACUUGAAACCAAGCGCAUGCAUGUCAGCAAAAGCCACAUUCAUCACCGAAAUGCGCCUCCUAAAGGAAAUCGGCUACCAUUCGCAUAUCAUCCCUCUAAUUGGUAUUGUCAUUGACGGCCCUGAGAAGCUCGUCCUCACUCAGCUUUGUCCCUUCGGUGACCUCAACAAAUUCCUCAAGAAAAAGAAAAACACACCCGAAGAGCUAGUGCAAAAAGAGCGAAGAAUCAUCGCUUGGCAGAUAUCCGACGCGCUUUGCUAUUUGCAUUCCCUCAAUUUUGUUCAUAGAGACGUUGCUGCUAGGAACGUUUUUCUCUACGAACGCACUAUGGCAAAGCUUGGAGACUUUGGGCUGUGUGUCCGGGCGCCAGAAGGCCGGAUACGGGCAGGUGGCCAUCUACCUGUACGCUCGCUACCCCCAGAAGCCAUUGAAGAGAUGACAUUUGAUGAAAAAACGGAUAUUUGGUCCUAUGGGCUAUUCUUAUGGGAGCUCUACGCGGAUGGGCGAGUGCCGUACUUGGAUGUUCCAUUGAGCGACAUUCUACUCAAAUUAAAAAAUGGCCACAAGCCUCCCAUACCCGAGAAGAUGCCGGAGAGGAUUGUGGAGCUGAUGCAUGAAUGCCUGCAAAUAAACCCGCACACCCGACCAACGUUCAGUGAAAUUCGCGCAACGCUCUUUGACGUUAUCGAUUGCAAUUCCACAGAAUAUGGAUACAUCCAUAUCCAAGAUUACAAACGAUUCAGCGUU